UUGAUAAGAGAAAUGCUAGCAGAACACCCUCUGAACUACUGUUUCUAACACUCUGAUGUUGAUUGAAAUCUACCGGAAAUUGCAAAAUUUUGUGGGUUUCACUCCUUAUUUAAUGUGUGGGAAUGAACUUCACUCAUGGUUUUAUAGUUUCUUGUGUGUUGUUAGGGCUCCUUGUUUUGAUGUUGGUUGGACAGUGCAUCUCAAACAUGAUGCUCGUUUUUUUUUCUUGAGUGGUUUGCUUGAUGAGCAUUGGUUUCACAUGUUGCGGCAGUGCUUCUUGUUUCUAUUAGGUGUGAACUUUGUCAAAGGUCUCUGAGAUAAAACUGAUUUGUGAUGUGAGUUUAUAAUGGCUUGCACUUCAUGUUUAGUUUUGCUCGACGAGAGAUUAACGAGUGUCAUUUUAUGUUGCACUUAUUUUGAAUACCUUCCCAGUGGGAUAAGUCUUUGUUGUUGUUUGUGUGAGAUAAUAGCUGUGCUUUUCUCUUCCUUGCAGUUAGAUGCAGCUGCGCUACUUGCAACCUUGAACAAACCCAUUGUCAUUGCAAAAGUAGAUGCAGACAAACAUACCAGCCUUGCAAAAAAAUAUGAUGUGAAAAGCAUACCAACCAUUUUGCUGUUUAAACAUGGCAUCAUCCCCACCGAAUACCGUGGACCAAGGAAGGCAGAUUUACUCGUUAGAUAUCUGAAGAAGUUUGCUGCUUCUGAUGUUUCCAUUCUUGAUUCAGAUUCUGCCGUGAAUACAUUCGUUGCAGAAGCUGGACCUUUUUUCCCCAUUUUUAUAGGUUUCGGUUUGAAAAACACGAUAAUAGAAAAGUUUGGCAUAAAGUACAAGAAAAAUGCAUGGUUUUCUGUGGCAAAGGACUUUUCAGAGGAUCUCAUGGUAUUGUAUGACUUUGAUAAGAUUCCUGCAUUGGUUUCCCUGAAUCCACAGUACAAUGAGCGGAACACAUUCUACGGACCCUUUGAAGAUGAAUUUUUGGAAGAUUUUGUUAAACAAAACCUGAUGCCUCUGGUCGUGCCGAUAUCCUACGAAACACUUAAGUUGGUGAAAGCAGAUGGUAGGAAAGUAGUU
This is a messenger RNA of Vigna umbellata (rice bean), 1072 nucleotides long. NCBI's taxonomy places the organism in Eukaryota, Viridiplantae, Streptophyta, Magnoliopsida, Fabales, Fabaceae. The record is from RefSeq and is a predicted model, not a curated record.